GGAAUUUGCCUACGGGAAUCUCGAACACAACACGCCAGAUUUGCUGUCUCUGUCCAGAUAUUUAAGAAGUGGAGCAAGAGAUUUACUCGAUCAUCCUUCCUGCUCAGACGUUCGACCAGUGGUGAGAGGUUUCAUGGAAGGAAAACCCCAACUGGACGCAAACCACGACUGAAGACGAGGGAACAGCAACAAGUGAACCAGCCCGAGGACUGAGAGCACCGACUGGAGAGGACCCAUCUGACUCGGAGAUUCCAGUGAUUCAGUCAGGAGAAAGUUUGCCACAGUUGUGUCCUCCUGCCUUUCCAAUGCUCAACUUCUUUGGGAUGUGUCUAUCACUCAGCUCCCGAGUUGCUCCCAGAAACUCCAGCCAUUGCUGCUCCGUCGUCACUCCUACCAGACUCCCCUUCCAGUCAGGUUUGGCCAGCUUCUCUGUCACAGAAACAUGGAGAAAGUCAGAACAGAAACAAGCCCACUCUGGACGAUCGGAAUGGUUAAAAAUGAGAAGGAAUUUGUCUCCAGGAAUCUCAAACUUGGCACGCCAGUUUUGCUGUCUCUGUCUAGAUACUUAAGAAGUGGAGCAAGAGAUUCAAUCGACCAUCCUUCCAGCUCAGACUGUGGGGAGGGAUUCACUCGUGCAUUUGACGAACUUGCAUGCCCGUCAUUUUACACAGGAGAAAGGCCGUUCACCCGCUCAGACAGUGGGAAUGGAUUCACUUGCUUAUCACAAUUGAAUGUACAUCAGCAAGCUCACACUGGGCAAGGCCAAUCACCUGUUCUGUGUGUGAGAAGGGAUUCAGUCGGUCUUCCCACCAGUGGUCAUACCAGUCAGUUCACACUGGGCAGAGGCUGGUCAUCUGCUGAAUUUGUGGGGAAAGGUUCACUCGGUCAUCUGACCUAAUGGCUCACCAGCGAGUUCACACGAGGGAGCAGCCGUUCACCUGCUCAGACUGUGAGAAGAGAUUCACUCACUCUUCCACCUUGUGGAAACACCAGCGAGUUCACACUGGGGAGAAGCCGUACAUCUGCUCAAUCUGUGGGAAGAGAUUCACUGAGUCAUCCACCCUACUGGUACAUCAGCGAGUUCACACUGGGGAGAAGCCAUUCACCUGCUCAGUCUGUGGGAAGAGAUUCACUCAGUUAACCCACCUACAGAGUCAUCAGCGAGUUCACACUGGGGAGAGGCCAUUCACCUGCUCAGAAUGUGGAAAAGGAUUCACUGAGUUAUCCAGCCUACAGAGACAUCAGCGAGUUCACAUUGGGGAGAAGCCGUUCACCUGCUCAGAAUGUGGGAAGAGAUUCACUCAGUCAUCCACCCUACAGAAUCACCAGCGAGUUCACACUGGGGAGAGGCCAUUCACCUGCUCAGAAUGUGGGAAAGGAUUCACUGAGUUAUCCAGCCUACAGAGUCACCAGCGAGUUCACACUGGGGAGAGGCCGUUCAACUGCUCAGAAUGUGGGAAGAGAUUCACUCGCUCUUCCAGCCUACAGAGACAUCGGCAAGUUCACUCCGGGGAGAAGCCGUUCAUCUGCUGAGAAUGUGGGACAGGAUUCAGUUAGUCAUCCCAACUGCUGGUACACCAGUCGGAUCACAAUGAGGAGUGGCCAUUGUUAUGAAUCUCUAGGUUUCAUUUGCUGUGGACUAUCAUUUUAAGAGAGAGAAAUGAAGAAGAUGAAUCAGUCUGACUUGCAGCUAUUUUACAUUGCUCGCAGCUUGGUUAGUUUAACCAAGGACAUAGACACUCAGAGUCAGAUGGGGAUGAAGGAGGAAAAAUGGAAGGAUCGAACCCAGGGAACUAGUGGACAAGGGUCACUGUUUGGAAUUUUUCUAUGCCCACAAUGGUAGGUUAAUUAUCAAUUCAGCAUACAUCGAAUGUGUGGUUGUUACCUUGUUUGAUCCAUAGGGGUGGAUCUGUUUUGGAGUAUCCUGUGAAGACCACUGAUGUGUUAACCCUUGCCUAGAUGUGGUGUGGUAAUUCACUUGACGAUACCUCUUGUGACAAGUCACUUUCGGUGAUAAUUCAUAUGUGGAUUUGGAAUGAUGACAGAUAAAAUCUACAGCAACUAUUCUCUCAUUUUACAACCAUGGAACCUGUGGAAUUCAACAUAAUUGCCUUCUCUCGACAUUUACCCUAGAUUACAAAUAUCUCUCUCUCAUCACCUAUUCUGUGGAUGAACUGAACAUUCAUACUUUACCAUCUCAAGACUCCAAGCCUUGUUUCCCCCGAGAAUAGUUUGGGAGCUAUAUUGACACUCAUGCCACUUAACUUUUGUUUAUCUUCCUUAAGUUAUUGUAUAAGUAGAUUCUAUUAAAGAUUGUUUUAACAUCAAAAACAGACUCCAGGUGUAGUCCAUUGCUGCUGGUUCAUUUCUAAAGCAUAACAAUUCAGAGUAAAAUUGGGGCCUGCAACCGGAAUAUGAACAGAUUUGGGGGUGUAUUGAUUAGUUAUCGAUUUCAUUGGGGAAAUUCCUUUUGAUUUAUUUGUGUGUGGAAAAUCAGCAGCAAUGGAUGUUGAUAGAUGUCAGGAAGCACUAGCCUCUGAGGCAUUAGAGGACGCCGGUAGGAUUGAGUUGUUGAGUCUUGCUAGAAGGUUAAAACUUGCUAAGGUGAAAUCGACAAUGAGGAGGGCUCAGAUGCAGAGGAUAAUAGCUGAACAUUAUGUAUCUGAGGGAGUGUUUAAAGUGGAGGAGUUGGAGUUUUUUCCUGAAAGUAAACCUCGUGAGCUUGAGCUCCAGUAGAAGUGAGAAAAAUUAAAGAUGGAGGCUGCGGAAAGGCAGUGGGAGCUUGAGACUAGACAGACAGAAAAACAGGGAGGAAGCAGAAAGACCGGCUGUUUGAGUUGGAAAAGAUAGAGAGAUUGCAGCAAAGGGGUCUAGCGUUAGACUCUAGUGUUAAGUUGAGGCCAGUCAAGAAGUUAAAUUGGUUCCUCUAUUUGACGAGGUAGAGGUUGAUAAAUACUUUCGGCAUUUUGAGAAGUUUGCUCAGAGUUUAAAAUGGCCAAGAGAGGGUUGGCAUAUUCUCUUACAAAGUGCAAUUCAGGAGAACGCUUAGCAAGCCGAUUCUGCUUUGGCAGUUGAUGAAGCAGCUGAUUAUAGAACAUAGAAUAGUACAGCACAAUACAGGCCCUUCGGCCCACAAUGUUGUGCCAACCCUUAAGCCCUGCCUCCCAUAUAUCCCCCCACACCUUAAAUUUCUCCAUAUACCUGUCUGGUAGCCUUUUGAAUUUCACUAUAUCUGCUUCCACCACUGACUCAGGCAGUGCAUUCCACACACCAACCACCCUCUGAGUGAAAAAAACCUUUCUCUAAUAUCCCCCUUGAACUUCCCACCCCUUACCUUAAAGCUACGUCCUCUUGUAUUGAGCAGUGGUGCCCUGGGGAAGAGGUGCUGGCUGUCCACUUUAUCUAUGCCUCUUAAUAUCUUGUAUACCUCUAUUAUGUCUCCUUUCAUUCUUCUUCUUUCCAGAGAGUAAAGCCCUAGCUCCCUUAAUCUCUGAUCAUAAUGCAUGCUGACUAAACCAGGCAGUAUCCUGGUAAAUCUCCUCUGUACCCUUUGCAAUGCUUCCACAUACUUCCUAUAGUGAGGCGACCAGAACUGGACACAAUACUCCAAAUGUGGCCUAAUUAGAGUUUUAUAGAGCUGCAUCAUUACAUCGCGUCUCUUAAACUCUAUCCCUCGACAUAUGAAGGCUAACACCCUAUAAGCUUUCUUAACUACCCUAUCUACCUGUGAGGCAACUUUCAGAGAUCUGUGGACAUGUACUCCCAGACCCCUCUGCUCCUCCACACUAAUAAUUAUCCUGCCAUUUACUUUGUACUUUGCCUUGGAGAUUUCAGCUUCCAAAGAGCACCACCUCACACUUCUGAAUGUAGAAGCAAAAAGUAGUAAGGUGAAAAGUAAAAGUGGCAGGCAGGCAAAUCCGGGGCAAAAAUCAAAAAGGGCCAGUUUUCAACAUAAUUGUAUAAGGGCUAAGAGUGUUUAAAAACAAGGCUGAAGGCAUUGUGGGUCAAUGCAUGGUGCAUUUGUAACAAGGUGAAUGAUUGAAUGUGCAGAUAGUUAUUAAUGAAUAUGAUAUAGUUGGGAUCCCAGAGUCAUGGCUCCAGGGUGACUAAGGAUGCGAGGUCAACAUCCAGGGAUAUUCAAUAUUCAGGAGGGAUAGACAAGAAAGAAAAGGAGGUGGGGUAGCGUUGCUGGUUAGAGAGGAGAUUAAUGCAAUAGAAAGAAAGGAAAUUGGCCUGGAGGAUGUGGAAUCAAUAUCAGUACAGCUGCAUAACACUCAGGGGUAGAAAACGCUGGUGGGAGAUGUGUACAGGCCACAUAACAGUACUAGUGUGGUUUCGGAUGGCAUUAAACAGGAAAUUAGAAAUGCGUGCAAUAAAGGUACAACAGUUGUAAUGGGUGAGUUCAUUCUACAUAUAGAUUGGGUGGACCAAGUGGGUAAGGGUGCUGAGGAAGAAGAUUUCUUGGAAUGUAUGCAAAAUGGUUUUCUGAACCAAAAUGUCGAGGAACCAACUAGACAGCAAGCCAUUCUAGACUGGGUAUUAUUGUGUGAUGAGAAAGGGUUAGUUAGCAAUCUUGUCGUGCGAGGCCCUUUGGGUAAGAGUGACCAUAAUAUGGUGGAAUUCUUCAUUAAGAUGGAGAGUGACGUAGUUAAUUCAGAAAAAAAAGGUUCUGAACUUAAAGAAGGGUAACUUUGAAAGUAUGAGAUAGGAAUUAGCUAAGAUAGACUGGCAAAUGAUACUUAAAGGGAUGAUGGUGGAUAUGCAAUGGCAAGCAUUUAAA
Messenger RNA from Hypanus sabinus (Atlantic stingray), 4780 nucleotides. RefSeq names its product gastrula zinc finger protein XlCGF26.1-like. The transcript is spliced from 4 exons. Gene Ontology annotation, biological process: regulation of transcription by RNA polymerase II; central nervous system development. The record is from RefSeq and is a predicted model, not a curated record. Gene Ontology annotation, cellular component: nucleus. The coding region runs from base 898 to 1533 and encodes 211 amino acids. Gene Ontology annotation, molecular function: DNA-binding transcription factor activity, RNA polymerase II-specific; RNA polymerase II cis-regulatory region sequence-specific DNA binding. Lineage: Eukaryota; Metazoa; Chordata; Chondrichthyes; Myliobatiformes; Dasyatidae.